Molecule: messenger RNA, 431 nt
Organism: Drosophila serrata
Lineage: Eukaryota; Metazoa; Arthropoda; Insecta; Diptera; Drosophilidae
Source: RefSeq, a predicted model, not a curated record
UCUGUGGCACUUGCACAAAUAUAAUUGAAUAGUUAAUAACAAAAGAUAAAAAUGUCUGCAUAUCCCAGUGCUUCCGCCUCCCAGUCAACUGGAACUUCAGAUCUGGACUCGGAAUCCGUGGAGGUGUUGCGGGAACGCCUCAGCACCAUGAAGCGGCUAAUGGCCGAGCGGACGGCCCAGCAACAGAACAAUCCCGCCACCACGGAGGAGAUAUUCUCCACCAAGCGCCACAGAUCGGCGGGCAUCAUCGAUGGCAACUUCCUAAGCAUUGCCUUUGGAGGAGCCCUGCUGGUGAUCAUCACGGUUUCAGUGUACGCAUUCUACAACCUCUACCAUGCCAUUCUCAAGAAGUUCCCCUCACGGCACGAGGAGCUCUAAGAAGUGUGUCGACAUUGCCAAAUGAAAUGUUCGAAUUACUCUGCAUUUAACAA